Molecule: messenger RNA, 1209 nt
Organism: Trichosporon asahii var. asahii CBS 2479
Lineage: Eukaryota; Fungi; Basidiomycota; Tremellomycetes; Trichosporonales; Trichosporonaceae
Product: hydrolase
Exons: 5
Coding region: 1-1209 (402 amino acids)
Biological process (GO): deadenylation-dependent decapping of nuclear-transcribed mRNA
Cellular component (GO): nucleus; P-body
Molecular function (GO): hydrolase activity; RNA 7-methylguanosine cap binding
Source: RefSeq, a predicted model, not a curated record
AUGAGCGCUCCUGAGACUGUCCCCGCUGCCGAACCCGUCGUCGUGACCUCUGAGGUCAAGGAGGAGCUGCCUUGCGAUAUCGCGACGCUCAAGACGUUCGAGUUCGACCGUAUCCUUUCCGAGGCGACGACAGAGCUUUCCAAUCAAGUUCACAGCAGGCUAACUCCAGGCCCUACUUCGGUGUACCUGUACGGCACCUUGCACGGCGAGCCUGCCAUCAUCCACGUCGCGCGCACCUCGCUCGACACGAAACGCGCACCUCAGCUCGUGAAGGAGGGGCUCGAGAACCUCGACGUGUUCCUCGACAACCGUCCCUACUUCUCCGCGCAUGCCCUUCUGCAGCGCACGCCCGACUCACUCCCCGAUCUGGCGCUGAAGCUCAUCUGGCCCGCGACCUCCGUCCACGUGAAAAAGUACACGGCCCAGCCGCGCAAGAUCCUGCACGAGACCCCUGAGACGUACAAGGCCGUCGUGGAGCCUUACAUCGAGUCCUUCCCUCCCGAGCGUCUCGAGUGGGUCCGCGCCAUCCUCCAGGGGCGCAAGGAGGCCGAGCGUGUCGUGUAUCGCUCGCCCGAGCUGCCUCUCGUCGGCGCUGAUGGUGCCAACGCCGCCGUCGAAGGCGACAAGAACGGCAACGAGGACGUCGACAACACCUUCGUUCUCGUCCCGGACCUCAAGUGGGACGGCACGACUGUGCGCCAGCUGUACCUCACUGCCAUUACUGGUGACGGGCGUAUCCGCUCCCUCCGUGAUCUGCGUGCUGAACAUCUGCCCCUGCUCAAGGCUAUUCGCAAGCAGGCGUAUAUCAGCGCGAAGGAGAAGUACGGCGUUGAGAAGGGCGACCUUAGGAUGUUCAUCCAUUACCAACCCAGCUACUACCACUUCCAUGUGCACAUCGUGCACGUCGCUCACGACAUGUUGGCUGGCAUGGCAGUGGGACAGGCGCACCUCCUCGACGACGUGAUCAACUGGCUCGAGAUCGCCCCCGACCUCCCCCAAAAGCUGACGCUGACCUACGCCCUCGGCGUCGAGCACGGGCUGUACGCCGCGCUCGCGCAGGCGCCCGAGAACCAGGCGGACCCCACUGCCUCGGGCGUCAAUGCUGCCUCCGCUGGACCCGAUGCCGAUACCGAUGUCGACGCCGACGGCGCCGAGACCGACGCUGCGGAUGAAGAUGGGGAGAGGGACGCGAAGCGCCGACGCGUCUAA